Messenger RNA from Penicillium samsonianum, 267 nucleotides. RefSeq lists its product as uncharacterized. NCBI's taxonomy places the organism in Eukaryota, Fungi, Ascomycota, Eurotiomycetes, Eurotiales, Aspergillaceae. The record is from RefSeq and is a predicted model, not a curated record. The coding region runs from base 1 to 267 and encodes 88 amino acids. The transcript has a single exon.
AUGGAUAAUCUCCUCGAGUUCUCUAAGAAACUACGUGCGGUUCCCCUGCCCGAGAAGUCCUCGUGGCAGGGCUAUCUCGACUUUGUGCCUGUUGAGCAGGUGGCUCGGGAUAUUGUACGCGGGGUCCUGGCGCCUAGGGAUCCCUCUCCCUUGAAUCAGGUACGGUACAUUCACCAUCUCGGGGAGCAGAUCCCACUACAUGGAAUACAACGAUACUUGGAGAAGGGUACUGGUGCGUCGUAUUGGGCAUUACCCAUGGGGGAGUAG